This is a messenger RNA of Rotaria socialis, 594 nucleotides long. The record is from the annotation of a GenBank genome assembly. NCBI's taxonomy places the organism in Eukaryota, Metazoa, Rotifera, Eurotatoria, Philodinida, Philodinidae.
AUGAGCAAUACUGUACCAACCGAUGAUGCGUCUGAAAAACCAAUUAAAAUAAAUAAAUGGGAAACGAAUGCAUUGAAAAAUGCACUAGAUGAUGCAUGUAAAAAGUAUUUUAAAGAGGCACUUAAUUUUACUGAAGAUUAUAAAUUAAUGGAUGGUCGUCUUUAUAUAUCGUUGAUUGCAUGCUUAUUUUCAGGAUUCGGUUUGAUCUAUGAUUGGUUAAAUCCAUUUCCGAAAUCUCGUUCAACACUCAUUAUUUGCGUUAUAGCGUAUUUUAUUCUUAUGGGUAUACUUACAGUAUAUAUGCAAUUUAUAGAACGAGGCAGAUUUUAUGCUGGAAAACUUGUUGAUAAAACUGGUAUUGAUCCUAUAUCGCGUUGUACGAUAUCAUCUAAACUUAAAAAAUAUGAUGAUAAAUAUGAUCUAACUCUAGAAUAUAAUGAUGGUACAAAUAAAGCGACAAAUUCUUUACAAAAUAUUUCCAAAUCCGUUGGCAACUAUUUCGAUGAGAAUGGUGUUUUAUGUUAUGAUCGAUUUACAAGUGAUGUAAAAAAGAUGUAUGAUCAGGCACGAACGAGUGAACGCAAAGUUAAAUAA